UGAGUGAAACUGUACGGAUGAAUGGAAACCUCUUGUAUCGAUUUCAAGAACUUUAAAUAAUGUAGCAACUUUGCAUCUGAAGGGGCUUGAAAACAGCAAAAUAUAACUGUACAUCACACCGUCAUGUACCCCAGGGCAAAUGGGUCAAGUAAGUGGCGGAUUUCGAUCGUUUUGUGUUAAUCCGGGGAUCAGCUAAGUUGAAAGGAGAAAGUGUCACUCGAUGCGCCGUGAGUGUGGGGCAGAGGAGGUGGACUUGUUCCCGAGGUGUGAAGUUCUGUCAGUCACCGGUCCGUAGGCGGUUAAAGACCGGGUGGUUGAAUUGGUUAGACCACUGAGAACCGGAGGAAACCUUCGUGGGCAGAGGACAUUCUUGGUUUUCAGCACUGAAAUUCCUAGUUUCUUCAUUGAUUCUUCAGUCAUGUCAGUAUUGUUUUAUCUUCAAAUAAAGAGUAUUGAGAGUCCAAAAUUUUAGGACUAAUUUUUGAUCAGCCGUUGAUAAGUUAGACCUGUGUUGAAACAAAGAAGAACUUUUAACGUCGGGCUGAUGUUGUGAUGAGUAAUGUUCACAUCUUUAGCCCAGAGGAAGGUCAGAAAGAUUCUUCAGUUUGGAAGUGAAAAUGUGAAACAUCUUCAUGUGUUCUUGAAGUACACUUCUGUUCUAAUUUGGGCAGUUUUACAGCUUCAGCAAGCUUCGACUGUUAAUUGAUGCAUUGAUGAGCAAUGAGCAGUAAAAGCAACAACACGUUUUUGUUGUCACGUGAAAUCUGUAAACUGUACAAACUUUCCUCUGGAUACAACAAUCUGUGUUCAUACAACCCGUUCCCUUGGGAGAUCAGAUCUAUUCAGAGACUUGUGCGAUAGUUUCCAACGGGUAAAGAAUUCGGAAACCUGCCCUCAAGCCCAGCAGGUAGCAACAGCUCAAUUGAAAGCUGAUUUUCAAUGCUCUCCCCGAGUACAAUAACCGUGGUACUGCAUCGCGUUAACCCCCGACAAAGGUGCAUCCAGUUUCAUCAGUUAGGGUAAUUAAGUUCCGAUGUGUAGACCUGUCAAUCAGAGGAGACAUCACUGUGCACUUUGCCUCUGAAGCGUUGAGAAAGUUGUAAUGAGUUUUUUUUUUCAGUUGUAUUUUCAACAACAAAGUCAGCAGAGCAUACUGCCACUGGAGUGUUAGGAGUUUUACUGUGUUUCGGUGGACUGGUUAAAGUAGAGGUUUUGGUGAUCUAGAUGUCUGGGUUUAAUUGUACGUGACUGAUUUUUAUUUGGUCAAAGGGCGCUGGUGCCAUGAAAAUGACGCCAGGGUUUUACAACCAUUUUGGAAUCUACUACCUUGCGCCUACUGUGCUGUAAAUUUGCUGGACAACUGUGCAAAACCCACAUCUCCAUGUACAGCAGGGGUGUGACUACGGACUAAGUCAACAGAACGCCUUUUACAGCAUCAGCCCAAAUCAAAUAGUGUGAUUGCCAGCACUGGAAUCAAGUAGCUACUACAGCCUGGGAAUGAAGCAUUGUUUGAACGAAAGAGGUUUACAAUAGCCCUGUGUUUACUUAGACGUAAUGAGCCUACAAAGUGAAUUGUUUGCCGAGAAACCUUAGCCAGCAAGACACUCAGUAACUCAAGCUACACUGUAACCAGAUACACACAGGCAUAAAUAAGGCUUUAAAGUACACGCCAGCAUUUAAGCUAGUGCUCCAAGUGUGCUUAUAUGAAUCUAAAAAUGGUCUACUGUACUCGGACAAAAACGAUAUGAUUUUGAUCGGGAUUAAUUCAGUGCUUCAGUUGCCGGAGAUGACGUCUGCAGGUUUCCAAUGGUUCCAUCAUGGAAAUGACCGUGGGUUUCUCCUUGUCCCAGCCAGCUCAGCGUCGGUGGAAUUUCACGCUUCAUUUGCCGGAGUUUGUACAAAAGGAUAUUCACCCUCUGGAGUUAAGUCACUGCAGGCCAGAAUAAUUGGAGUGUUUUGAAAGUAGCCAGUGGUGGGUUUGUAAUUUGGAAGUUUGAUUGGUAAUUCUGCGACUGGGAAAAGGUGUUAGGUCUAGUUGUGAUAAACAGCAUGUGAGUGAAAGUUGUUGAGUAUGAUGUCGUCGCUUCGCCAAAUUGUCUUCAAAUAUACUGGGAAUUUCACAUCAGCGGUUGGAAAAUUGAAGUCCGCAAUUGGAAUAGGACAGCCAGAGAAUAUAUUGAAGUUUCAUGAUUCUGUAGCGGUAAUGUAACAACUAACAUCACAACACAUUACUGCAACUUGUCGACAUUGAUGUUACUGCACUAGUUUUUUCAAGAUUGACAAGCACUGUACUUCAGAUGUGAUGGUCUGGACUUAGUCCACGGAAUUUUCAAAUCUGUUGCAAGUGGCAAGCUUUGUGUCUGUGGCUGAUUGGACUUCAGUCGUGAUAACUAAUUUGCAAAAUUUGAAUCAGACAUGACAACCGCGAUCUGUCGUAGAGACAGGACCACCCAAGAAUCAGACAAGUAUGUAACAGCCACAGCUGAGAACAAGUUCUUGGAAUGAGUAAACUAUUAGCGAUGGAAAAAUGACGUAGUGAAUUAUCCAUACUUCCGACGAAAACUGCGCAAAGAAAUCCUCAUCGAGAUGAGCUAUCUCUUUGAGCCGCUACCCACACUCCAAGAAGACGAAGAGUUGGUAUCACUGACAGACAUCUUGGAUCUUCGUCAUGGAUGUCUCAGGGAGGCAGAGAUGUGGGCAGUGUGUAAGGAGUGCGUCCUGUCGUUGGAUGGGUUCCGGAGGGCUUCGGUGGACCAGUUUAGUAAGCUGUGUCUGUGUGCGGACACGCUGGCGUUUGACGGUGGAGGCUGUGUAUGCUUCAUUGAUACAGAUGUUGUGGACAAUAAUUUCAGACCACCAGAGUACUCAGCCAAGAGGGGUACGACACUCAAGGGUCACCUCUACUCCCUGGCGCGCACUCUCCUGGAAGCUGCCGAGUAUUGCCUGCCGGACGAGGACGAGGCCGAGAUCAGCCAACCAUUGUAUGACCUCGUCAAUCAGCUGUCAUUGGAGGAUCCAGACAAGAGGCUAGACGUCCACGAGAUCGUCAAGACAUGCGAGAGGAACUUGAGAGAUCCUUCCACUUUCCUCUGUCGGCAACUGUCCUCCAUCAGCAGACGGAGAAUCUCCAUUGAUUCCUGCUAUGAUUUUCCAGCUCAUGAUGAAUCCCUUCUGAACAGAAGACGGUCUUCCACAGCUAGUCAGGUGCUAUUCUCCAGAAGACAUAGUCUCAGCAAUGGCACGAGUUGGGAUUCCCUCAGCCCCUCCGAUGUCUUCAACAUUCCGUCUUCUGCUUCCCCUUCCCCAACCCUUUUGAGGAGUCUGAGCCCGAACACAAAAACUGUAAAAAUGGCCGACGAGAAACGGACUAGGGGUUUAGACCCACCAGAGGAAAAGCCCCUGAGAGAGGCACCCACAGCGGCCACCCUGAAUAACCUGUCACAACGAGCCCAGGACAUUCUGAAGAAGAUAUACUCCACUAGUGAAAGCCAGUCAGGGGCCGGAAAAGUCACAAAUGGUGGUGGUAGAGGAACGUCCGAGAACAAGCGGUCCCCUGUUAUGAAGAGGCAUAACAGUGUAGCUACCAUGGGAAGUUCUUACUCUGGGGAUAGGCUUGGGUCUAAGAGAAACAGCGAUCCCGUGACAUUAGGUUACCCUUUGUCCAAGACAGAACCUGAUGUCCCAGCAAUAACAGUGUCAGCAGUGCACACAUAUGGAGAUGGGACAAAUAGCGAUGGCGCCUCCACUCCAAAUUCAGUUAAAGUCUCUGCUGCUCUGGCCAGAUUCUUGAAGUCACACAAGCAGCAGUAUGAAGAAAAAAGUGAUGAAACUGGAACAGGUGACCAAACGGGGUUGAAAAGUGAGGUGCCAGGAGACUUGAGAAGCGAAAGUGGAGAUGAGAACUCAGGGAGCACUGAGCCCUUAUCACCCCUGGGUACGGAGGAUUUCUCUCUGCUGGAGGGAGGUAUGAUCUUGGAUGAUCCCUGGCUGGACGAUGAGGAAUCCGAAGCAGAGGGUCCUGUUGAGUUUAAGAGGACGUUACGCUCGCACAGCAUCGCCGCUUUUCAUUCCUUUGAGCCGCGCUCAUCAGCUUUCCGUCUGAACCAGAACCAUUCCAGCAAAUCAAACUUAAGCUCUAAAUCAAGCCGCUCCAGUCUUGACAACAUCACAGAGGAGAAGAACCCAAAAACCAACACAGGAACCAAAAGUAUGGCAGCUAAGAGAGCGAGACGGAAAACGGAAAGCAUCUCUGGAACGGACCUGUCGUACAAUUCCAUCCGGGAUCUGAACAAACUUCAGGACUUUUUUGCCAAUCGCCGAAGCAGCAUUGCUGACUUCCGAGCUCAGGCAAGCCUGGUGUCCUCCGCAACUCACUUCACUCCAAUCAUUGUCUCUGACGAGAAAUCCGGCAGCACCAAGAGUCUUACUCGCUCCACCAGUUCCCCAAAUGUUGCAGAGGCCAAAGCUAAAGCCAAAGCUGCCAUGGAGGCAAUCAAGAUGGAUCUGAAAGCCCCCAAGAAGCAACCACCGCCCCCUAAUAUGCUUGAGUCACUUGAAAAUGAUGCCAUGGCAAGCAGAGUUCCAUCACCUUCUAAUCAAACCAACCAGAGCCCUGAAAAACUUCAGGAAGACUCAAACAAAACAGAUACUAAAAAUACAGAACAAUCUGUUUUGACAGUGGAACCAGCACUAUUUCCUAUAUCAAAACCUGAAAUUGUCACAAAAGACGAAAAUGCUAGUGAGAGGACUACAGAGCCGCAAAACCUCCAAGUUGAUAAGCGGAAAUUUUCUCUAGAAGCAGAGGCAAUUACAUUGAAAGGCAGCUCCCAAACUGAUCAGAGGAAUGUAUCCAGAGAUAGUGCAAGCAGUGGAGAGACUCGAGUGCAGAAAGCUAAGGUGAAGGUUGUUCAGGGAUCGCCAAUUAGUCGCGAAAGUGCCUUCUCUCCCAUCCAGAAGCCUCACAGGCCAUCUCUGGAAUCUCAAACGGCAUCCAAACCUGAACAGAUACAAAGCAUUGCAGAAGUCCCAGCCUCAUCUAGCCAACCGACCACAGUCAAGCCAAUAGCCUCCCUUCAAAUGAAUAACCAAACUUUGUCAGCCAAUCAAAACAAGGCUUCUGAAAUCUUGGCCAAUCAGCCACAGAAUGUGCCAACAACUCAGUCCUCUGCAUUUGCAGCCAUUUAUCAGAACAACCUCCUUGGUCAGAUGUCGCCAUUGAGGUUAGCCAGUCCUCAAACCAUGCAUCCAAUAACCAACCCUCCUGUAGCUGCCGUUCCAAGCAUGGCAGGUAGUCCUAGUGGGGCUGUCAUCCCAAGCUUUCCCCUCAAGGUCCAACUUCAACAGGACCCAGCCACUGGACUCUUCCACGUCCUUCCCGUGGACAUCCAGGGCUCCCCUGUUGUUUUUCAGGGGUCACCUGUGAUAUGUCAAGCCUCCCCUACAAUAUCUCAAGCCUCCCCUGCAAUAUCUCAAACCUCCCCUGCUUUAUCUCAAGGGUCACUUGCCAUCCAGGGAGAUUCUACCAUUACACCAGGUGAGGUAUCCACUGUAACAAUCCAAGGGUCCCAAGUGAUUACUUCAGGCUUAGCUGUGAACAAAACUCCAGCUACCUCUGCAAACAAAACUACUGCCAUGUCGAACAUCAAGACAGACAGCCGGAAUUACUGGACACGCCUGAAAAGUCCUGGUGCAAGUAGCGAUGGAGAGAGUACCUGUAUCCCCGUGACUCCUGAAAUGCCUCGGAAGGAUACUGCUGAACGGAAACGAGAACAGAUGAAGAAGCGCCACGAGAAACCUAAACACUUUGUGUCGCCUUCUAAACGGAUCCCUGCCAGGGGAGCCCUGAAUAAGGCCAGUGAGUCAGAAAGCAGCGAGUCUUCAUAUCUAGAAACCCUCCGCUUGAAAAGCUCCCCGAAGGUUGUACGCAAGAAACCAACCAAAACAUCCUCAUCUCACAGUGAUCCUGAUCGGGCGCGGGAGAGAAACCACGAACGCAGCAAGACCCACAACCACGAUAAAGUGGGUAAACUUGACGACUCCAAAUCCCGAAGUAAAUCCUGCGAGAGGCCAAAGGUUUCACUUUCCAUCCACAAAACGGACACUAAGGACGUUCCCCGUAAAACUCUGGAGAAAUCGGGAAUGAAAUCUAGUCAUUCUGCAAGACCUCACGUAAGCCACAAGCCGCGCGACAACCAUGCUUCCAGGAAACCAAACUAUUCCACCGAUGACAUUGACGAUACUCGUCCCAUGGAUCCCUCCAACAAUCACGCCUCAUCACCUAUCUCCAUGUCCUCCCUGUCGAGAGACAGUGGGGUGAAUCUGCGCUAUAGCAUGUCCAGCGGAGAGGAGUUACCUACAGUAUCGGAGGUACAGCUUGCCGAUGCGUUACAAGGAAAUGCGACGCUCAAGAAGGUUAUUAAACUGAUCAGACAAGCCUUUGCCUAUGACGGGUACUUGGAGAAUGGAGUUGAAGACUUAGCCAUGGCUGAGUACAUCACAUCGCUGGGCAAGCUGAGCUGGCAAACCUUCAACAAUGCCAUCUCGGAGAAAUUCUGCGAUCUCUACUGGGAGGAGGAACUUGUAGGAGAUCUUUACGAAGCAGUCAACGGACAGAAACCACCCAUUAGACCCACGAGCAACACAACAAAUAAACACAGGUCAGCAGUGCCUAAGAAGCCGCCGCGUACAAAAUCAAGUAGAGAGGGGCACACACCAUCCAGACAGAAAGCAGCAUCUGCAACGCAAAGUGAAAAACACAGAGCGCACACUGUAGAGAAGAAGAUGCCACCAGGCUCUGCCUUGACAAAGAGCAAAGCAGAGGUGGACAGAAGAUCAAAAGUGACAGUGGCAAAGAGUCAAGCUCCUGAGGAAAAGAAACAGGCCACGGCGACAAGACAAGAAAGUGACUCGAGGGAGAAAAGUUUGGGAAGUCAGGAAGAAAAUAAAAAGGCACGAGAUGCAAGGCUGGGCAAAGAAGAGCAAAGGACUGUUCCAGUCUUGAAACCAAAUCGGACAGCUCUGAGGAGUGGUUUUGCAGCCAGUGAGAGUAAGACGAAGUUGUCUCCACCUCGGGAAGGGAAAGUCUCUACUUUACGUCUUGAGCCCCGUGCUGCUGAGGAAUCUCAUGAGCAAGGCAGGAAAGCAGGCACUGGAGAUUCGGAGCUUAUGACAGAUCCAGGGAAAAAUGAAAGUUAUGAUGGAAAUGACCUACGUCAGAGGAGACCAGCUGUUGUGGCCAUGGUGGGCAACAAGUCACAAGGUAGUCCAUUGCGAUUAAAUAGUCCAGAACUUGCCAAGGAUUUGGGGACAAAUGGCCGAUUCGGUGGCAGAAACGGGAUGCUGAUGCAGCGACAAGAUGAGCCUCUGAGGAAAAUGGAUGGGAUACAGAACACUACAGAUGAGUCUCUGCAAAUGAGCCCAUCACUUGAGGAUUCCUCUAUAGAUCUAAAUGCAUCCCGGACCAGUCUCACAAGCAGUCUUGCCUCUAGCUCCAUCCUCAGUCCGGAUAAGAUCUCCCAAGACGACCCAAACAGCAGCUUGAAUGCAUCCCUGACAUCCAGUCACUUCACACCUUCCUUCUUAAACUCUCCAACAUCUCCAGUCCAUCGUUCUACCUCAGACUCCAGUGACUCGACCAAUCGUAAGAUCCGGGAGAUGCUCAGCAAGUCCCUGAAUCGCCGAGAGAGUCAGGGCUCGCUCAGCAGCACCUCAUCCGGUAACUCGCGCUCGCAGUUCAACAACUCGGACACCAUCUCCCUGCCUUCCAUGAGUUCCUUCAGUGAGUCUGUGGACGAGUCGAGGUGCGGACUACCCAGCGGGGUGUUGUACCGAGGCGAGAGUGUAGACCCAACCGUUGAGGCUUACACACAGCAGCUUACUGGAGCCGGAGGGACACAGCAUAACGUUGAUGCUAAGAUUGCAGAUGUUGAGCAGCAGUUGAUGAUGGAGAAGAGAAUGAGAAGUAAGACGGAGAAAUUCUACCGCAAACUGCUCCACAACCAACAAACAAAAGGGGCUGACAACAAGAGCAUGGUGACCAAAGUCGGCAAGCAGGCCCUGGAGAUGACCAAGAGAAUAGAGUUCCUAGAGUCCUCUAGAAAACACCUAGAGAUGCUGUAUGCUGAACAGUGGGGACUGGAGCUAUGCUUUCUGUAUUCACUGGCAACGAGUUCUGGAAGGAUGAGCCUUGACCUUCGACCUGUUGAUGACAACCCAUUGCUAGCCUUCAAGACCAGCCGCAAUAAAGUGUCUCUCCAAGCAGGCCAGCCUGCCGGCUUCUUCACAUUUCUCUAUGCUCGGCAUGCACUUCUUCAAGGCUUUCUGCAUCAUUUCUUCUACACCUAUCACUACUACACCACAUCUCAGGAGCUGCUCCAAUUCAUAGCCAACAAGUUUGCCUCUGCCCUGGGUAUGAGCAGUCAGCAAGCUGAGAAUCGGAAUAAGAUCCUGAAUCGUACCUUGGACAUUCUUCAAGUCUGGGUGGAAGGUUUCUUUGAUGUCGACUUCAAAGCAAACCCUCAGCUUCUUCAGGAUGUGCUUGUCUUUAUCUCUGAUAAGAUUCUGCCAGUUGAUUCCAACGGUCAGUGUCUUAUUCAGUUGAUUGAGAAACGCCAGCAAGACCGGCCAGGCACCAGUCUACUGGUUGCUACACAGAGAGAAGAUAUUAGGGACCAGUUACCAAUGGACAAGGUUUCAGGAUCCAAAGACUCCAAAGGCAUCCUUGGUGUCUCCGGGCGCGGCAGACUGAAGGCUGGCAUCAUGUCCUGUCUCUCCAAGAAAGACUCCUCCAAGCAGAUCGAUAGUGCCUACCUCCCGGCAGGAUCCAUGGAGAAAGAUGGCUUCUCACUCAGUGAUCAUACCUCAAUGAGUAUCGCGCAUCAACUUACACUUCUACAACAGGAGCUUUUCCACUGCAUCCAUCCCGUACACUACCUCAACUCACGCAGCAAAGGCAUAGGAGUCAACACUAAUAACUACGACACGGCUGGAGGCAAAGGCCAACCCACCCCCGAUGCCGGUGAGGCGCCCAGCUUGUUCGUUAUGUCGCUGGGUGAGGAUGGAGCUGUGAGGGCGCUGUUGGAUCACUCCAAGGACGUCUCACACUGGGUGUCGGCUGAGAUUGUUAGCUGUAGCUCUACCAAGAGCCAGCUGGUCCUCCUGUCUAAGUUCAUCAACGUAGCCAAGGCUUGCUACGACCUGAGAAACUUUGCCACCUGCGUCCAAAUCCUGGACGCCCUAGAUAGUCUCAUUGUCAGACAGGUCCCUGCUUGGCGCAACCUCCCGUCCAAGGUAGUCACGUUAUACGAGGAGCUCUGUGAAGGCAAGGUCCUCCUCCAAGGUGACAGCGAGUCUCUCGUCAAGGCCGACGCCCACAAAGGCUCCCCUACCUUACCCCCUACCCUGCUCUUCCUGAUGCAUGUCCAACAACUGGAGAUUGGAGGCUUCAAGCUUGCUAACGGCAUGUACAAAUGGACCAAAAUGAAAUCCAUCGCCAAGUUUGUGGACCAGAUCCGCGUGUUCCAAGAGCACGCCUACACCUUUGACGCCAACAGAGAGCUGCAGGACCUGCUGAGGCAGCGUGUCUUAGAAUCCUGUGAUCAGGACAUUCACGUCUUGGCUGCCAGACACAGCUCCAACGUCCAUCAGUUGCAGUCUGAUAAGAGCUCGCGCAGGCUGCAGAACGCAUUCCAGAAAGUACGAGCAACGCUGCACUAAACGGGAUACGACAUCAAUAGUAGGUUUUGCCUUUCACCGACGUAUAAAAACUGUGUUACCUCCCGAGUGAAAGUUGGAAAAAAUCUCUCGGGUGGGACUCGAACCCACGACCUCCUGCUUUCUAGUGCAGAUGACAUUGCAGACAAGAAAUCUGUUAAAUGUUCGUAGUCCUUUUCACGCGAUCCUUUCAUAUGUGAGUAUGUCCGUUUUGUAUCUUUCUUUUCUACAUUCCGUCCAAUGUCUUUCGCUUUAUAUUAUUCAUUAGAAAUAUCACCAGUUUCCUUCGCUUUAAGUAUUCAGUUUCAAUUCAAAUGCGAAGAUGUGGAAGUUAUUCUAUAUGCCAAGACCUAAACUUGAAAAAAUUUAAUUGUUUUGAUGUCAUUCGUCCAUGACACAGCUGAAGUGUAUAUCUUUAAAGCCGGAUAUUUAUUGGUACUUAUUGCGCUCCGUCCUUUCAAUGUAUUGUAUGUGAUGGCUUUGUGAUGAAGGUACAUUUGUUUCAAGACAAGAGCUAUUUUAGGAAGUAAUGUGUACGUUGAGAUUUUCCUUUUAAUGUAAAUAUAUUUAUUUUUGCCAAAAGUAUUUGUACAUAUUCUGAAAUAAAUAUGAGUUUAUGUAAAAAACAAUUGUUUAAAUGAUUAACUACAAAAAGUUAGUGUAUUUAUGGGUAACCAUUUUAUGAAAUGAGAAAGUGUUUAUCUUUUGCAUGAAACUUGUCGAUUAAAUGUUUGAAGAGUAAACAAAAAUUUGUAAGGGGUUAACCUUACAAUUGAA
This is a messenger RNA of Patiria miniata (bat star), 10488 nucleotides long. RefSeq lists its product as uncharacterized. Gene Ontology annotation, biological process: small GTPase-mediated signal transduction. Gene Ontology annotation, molecular function: guanyl-nucleotide exchange factor activity. The transcript has 17 exons. Lineage: Eukaryota; Metazoa; Echinodermata; Asteroidea; Valvatida; Asterinidae. The record is from RefSeq and is a predicted model, not a curated record. The coding region runs from base 2587 to 9714 and encodes 2375 amino acids.